Penaeus vannamei (Pacific white shrimp) is the source of this 682-nucleotide messenger RNA. The record is from RefSeq and is a predicted model, not a curated record. Lineage: Eukaryota; Metazoa; Arthropoda; Malacostraca; Decapoda; Penaeidae.
AUGUGGACACGGAUACGCAAGUUUCUGUUCAAUGACCUGAAGCCGGCCAACCUGCUGAUCAGCGAGAGCGGGCGCCUCAAGAUCGCCGACCUCGGGCUCUGCCGCGUCACAGCGCGCCACGGCAAGCGUCUCUAUUCGCACCAGGUCGCUACCCGGUGGUAUCGCGCCCCCGAGCUGCUGUACGGGGCGCGGGAGUACGACGAGGGCGUGGAUCUGUGGGCGGCCGGUUGCAUCUUCGCCGAAAUGGUCAACCACUCGCCCAUCUUUCCGGGCGAGAGCGACAUCGACCAGCUGUGCGUUGUGCUGCAUCUUGGCACCCCGAGCGAGUGCACGUGGCCCGGACUCUCGGAGCUGCCGGACUACAAGAAGAUCACUUUCCCGGAGUCCAAGGCCGUGCGCUGGAGCAGGUUCUUCCCGACGCUUCGCCGGAUGCCAUGGAUCUCAUCAAAAAGUUUCUGAUAUAUUCGUCGGACAAGAGGAUAUCUGCUAAAAAGGCUCUCCUCCACACCUACUUCUUCACGGCUCCCCUGGCGACCCCCGUGAGCCAGAUGCCCCUGCCACGGUCCGAGAAGAGGCCCCCCCCUGCCACGCAAGACUACGUCACGGACUUCCCCAUCCACCACGUUUCGGAUGCCAUUCGGGACCACCUCGAGACGCUGUACGUGAAGGGUUGAGGGUGCUG